Messenger RNA from Penaeus monodon (black tiger shrimp), 1168 nucleotides. Its product is annotated as cell wall protein SED1-like. NCBI's taxonomy places the organism in Eukaryota, Metazoa, Arthropoda, Malacostraca, Decapoda, Penaeidae. The record is from RefSeq and is a predicted model, not a curated record. Gene Ontology annotation, cellular component: extracellular region. Gene Ontology annotation, molecular function: chitin binding.
CACUCAAACCGCAUAUAAAAGCAGGCGGGCACGGGAGUCGUUAGUGCUGGGUCUUCACUCGCCACAGUCUUCAGAGCUCUGGAAGUGAAGGAAUCCUGAGAUGGCAGACGUCAAGUUCUUCUUGGUGUUGGCAGCACUGACUCUUGCUUCUGUGUCGGCACGUCCCUCCACAGAAUGUAGUUGCGAUGGCUGUCUUUACCCAGACUUGAGCGACUGUUCUGCCUAUUGGAAGUGCCAGGGCGGACGCGCCGUGGAGCAGCGCUGCGACCACGGCCUCCAAUAACCCGACACCUCCCGCUGCGAGGCCGCCGUCAGGGUGGAGUGCUCGAAGACCGUCCGGCUGGUGGGCGACUUCGCCUCCGAGACGUGCGUGGACCGGCGCGCAGACUGCCCAGUCUUCGCCGCUGCUGGAGGAUGCGAAUGCCGCGGGGACGACUGCGACUGGCCGGCCUACGUCGUCAGCUCCUGUCCGAAGUCGUGCGACAUGUGCGGCGCGCAGAGCAAAUUCAAGCCGUGGUGGAUCGACUCGAGCGAAGAGGACUCGAGUGAGGAGGACUCGAGUGAGGAGGGCGGCUGGAAGCCCUGGUGGAAGGACUCGAGCGAAGAGGACUCCAGCGAGGAGAGCGGCGAGAGCGGAUCCAGCGAGGAGAGCGGCGAGGGCGGAUCCAGCGAGAGCAACGAAGGGGGCUCCAGCGAAGGAAACGGCAGUGGGGAAAAUGGCUCCAACGAAGAAACAGAAGCUCCUGAGACUAAGCCUCCUCUUCCACCCACAGCCGCCCCCACAACGCGACCACCUCUCCCGCCCACAGCCGCCCCCACAACGCGACCACCUCCCCCACCCACAGCCGCCCCCACAACGCGACCACCUCCCCGGCCACGACCCCCUGUGUCACCGCUGAACCUUGUGUCAAAAGUCACGACAAGCAUUGCCGUAAAGGAAACGGACGGUAUGCCAUCGACGGGAAGAAGACUGAAUAUUACCUGUGCCACUUAGGAGUAUCGUAUCUUCUUCACUGUCCCAAUGAAGGAACCUUUAACCGUCACACUGCGUCCUGUGUUUAUAAGGACCUUACUGCCAUUAAGAAGGUAGUCGCAUAGACGGCAAGAGAGGGCGUAGUUUGAGUUAGAAUAUAAGUAUAAGCUAGUUAAAUAAAGCUGUAAUCUGAAA